AUGGAAGAUUAUAGUGUUGAUAUGAAAGAGUAUUAUGCUGAAGUAGAUGCUGACAUUAGUGAACAAUAUGAAGAACAAGUUGAUGUAGAUGAGGAUGACGAACAGGUUGAUUUAGAUGGCUUCAAAAGUUUAAUUGAUUCAGAUGGUGACACAACUCUUGAAAGAGCUUGUAGGAGUGUUAGGAAAGACAAAAUAAGGUCUAAAACAUCUGGUGAAUGUCCCUUUUAUCUUGGCCAGUCAUUUCCUGAUAAGGACAAUAUUAAGAUGAUGGUCAAGAAUCAUGCAAUUGAUUCUCGGAGACAACUCCAUAUUACAAGGAAUGACAACACCAGAUUCCGUGUUAUAUGUACGGGUGGGAUUCCAAAAUGGAGUAGUUGUGAAAUAAAUGCUGGAGGACCCUCUCAACCAACUGCAUUAAAGGGUAAAUCUGGAAAUACCCAAAAUGCAACUGGGCCCUCACAAGUGGGAACAACAAAUGAAGAUGUGCCUAACCCUAAAAAUAAUACACCACCCACUUGCCCUUGGAUGCUUUAUGUUUCUAAAGUUAAAAAGGCAGGCUCUUGGGUUGUGAAAACCCUAAACAAAGAACAUGUAUGUCUAAACACCAGAGAUGUUAGACUGUGCACAGUUGCCUGGUUAUCCAAAAAAAUUCAACACACUGUGAAAAACAAUCCUGGGAUACCACUUAAAGCUCUACAAGAAGAUCUACAAAGGAAAUAUCAAGUUGAAGUGACUUUGCACCAAGUUUUUAGGGCUAUGAUGAAGGCAACAGAGAAAGUGCAGGGUCACUACGGGGCUCAGUAUGAGAAUCUCAGGAAUUAUUGUGAGGAGCUUCUCAGAACUAAUCUUGGAAGCACAGUUAAGAUAGAUGUUGAACCUGUGGCAAUCCUAGCAGUCCAACAAGGGAGACCUAUACUGGGGCUUGAUGGAUGUUUUUUGAAAGGGCCAUUCCCUGGCCAGAUUCUCACAGCAGUAGGAGUGGAUGGCAACAAUGGGAUUUAUCCUGUUGCCUAUGCAGUGGUGGAGGCUGAAACAACUGCAAGCUGGACAUGGUUUCUUCAGUGUUUAGGUGAUGAUCUUGAACUGGAACAUAACAGCAGGGCUAGGUGUGAUAUUUUGCUGAAUAACAUCUGUGAGGUAUUCAAUAGGCAAUUGAUACAAGGUAGGGACAAGCCUAUAAUAACCUGCCUUGAGUAUAUCAGAGAGUACCUUAUGAAGAAGAUUGUUGUGGUGAAUAACAAGAUUGGCAAGUGCAAAAGCCCAUUAACAACAGCUGCUACUGCUGUGCUUCAAACUGCAAAGACUGAGGCUGCAGAAUACAUUGUGAUAUGGACUGGAGGAACAAAGUUUCAGGUUAGCACACACUUCAAUGACCACCAAGACCAGAGAGUUGUGAUAUUAGAUGAAAGAACAUGCUCUUGUAGGAGAUGGGAUCUAACAGGCAUCCCAUGUAGACAUGCAGUGGCAUGUAUCUGGAACAUGGGAUUGCAUGGUAAAGGUGAUGGAGUUCCUGAAAAAUGGCCUAAAUCUGCAUGCCCAACCACUUUGAUCCCUCCAAGGUAUCACGUCCAAAUCAGGAGACCAAAAAAGAAACGAAAGAAGUCUGCACAGGAGAUUGCAGAGGCUAAAGUUGCAGCUUCAAAGGAAAAAAAGAAGGCUAAAGUUACCGAAUCUGUUGAGAAUGUCAGCAACAUGAUCCCUGCAACUGGUAAGUUGCCAAGGAAGGGAGGCUCAGUGACAUGUAAAAUCUGCAAGGGUGUGGGGCAUAACAAAAGAACUUGUGGCAAGUCUAGAAGGAAAGGGGUACAAGCACAGGCAGGGGCACAAGGUCAGGAAGGGGCACAAGGUUAG
Messenger RNA from Helianthus annuus (common sunflower), 1851 nucleotides. RefSeq lists its product as uncharacterized. Lineage: Eukaryota; Viridiplantae; Streptophyta; Magnoliopsida; Asterales; Asteraceae. Gene Ontology annotation, molecular function: zinc ion binding. The coding region runs from base 1 to 1851 and encodes 616 amino acids. The record is from RefSeq and is a predicted model, not a curated record. The transcript has 4 exons.